Molecule: messenger RNA, 1386 nt
Organism: Drosophila subpulchrella
Lineage: Eukaryota; Metazoa; Arthropoda; Insecta; Diptera; Drosophilidae
Product: mucin-1-like
Exons: 2
Coding region: 1-1386 (461 amino acids)
Source: RefSeq, a predicted model, not a curated record
AUGCGCCCGCAAGGGCGGAAGCUCGCUCUCAUUCCCGAAUGGCAGAAAAGGCGACCAGACCUAGGAGCGGACUUCAACCCGGAGUGGCACAGCGGCACGAGCGUCGGCACGCCGGAUCCAAGGACGCCACAUAGCCACGUGGCCUUCCACGAAGCCAUCAAGCGCAUAACGCGCCCCGAGCAGCGCCCACAGAGCGGCCCAGCAGCGCCCAACGAGCGCCCAGCGAGCGGCGUCAGUGCACCACCAGCGGCACCCACCCACGUGCCCACCAGGAGCACGCACAGCGCGGCCACCGCGCCCUCAUCAGCGUCACACGCGCCGCCAGCCGCGUUAUCAGCAGCGCAGACCCAGCAGCGUCCCGCGCCGUGCAGUGCCACCCACGUGGCCAUCAGGUGCCCACAGAGCGGCCACCUCGCCCUCCACAGCGUCCACCGCGCCCUCCACAGCGCCCAACGAUCGCCCAUCGAGCGGCAUCAGUGCCCAUCACCGGCAACCACCGAGCCAGCCACGCCUCGCGCCCAACGAACGCCUACCAUCGGCGUCAGCGCCCCAUCGGCCGCGUUAUCAGCAGCGCCCCCCACGGGAUCCACAGGAGCGUCCAUUGCGUCCUCACUAGCGCCUGCCGACAGCACCCACCGCGCCACCAGCAGCGCCCACUCACGUGCUCACCAGCGGCGCCAAUCAAGCACCCACCGAGCGCCACCAGCAGCGCCCAUCGAGCGUCAUCAGUGCCCACCGCGGCCAACAGCAGUGCCCUCAGCGGCAUCCGCGCCCAACGCAAAGCCCUACGAGCGGCUACCACCGAGCGCCAUCAAGCAGGGCAACAGCCGUGCCCACCGAGCGCCCACCACACCGAUCAGCGCUGCCGCGCAUCAGUCGCGCCACGGGAAGCGCCCACCACGUGCUCACCAGGAGCGCCCAACGAUGAGCGCCGCCGCUCACCAGCCGCACUCACCGAGCGCCAUCAGGAGCGCCAGCCUCAGCAGCGCCCACCGAGCGGCUUCCGCGCCCUCAGUAGCGUUCAGCGCCCAUCAGCAGCGCCCACCGAGCGGCGUUAGUGCCCAACAGGCGCCCUCAGCAGCGCCAACCGAGCGCCAAUCACCGCGCCCACAGCAGCGCCCAUCAGCAGCGCCCAGCCGCGCCCUCAGCAGCUCCAACCGCGCCGGAUACGUGGUGACUAGCCACGCUACGAGCGCCACCAGGAGCGCCCAACGAUCAGCGCCGCCGCUCACCAGCCGCACUCACCGAGCGCCAACGGGUGCGCCAGCCGCAACCACAUCGGUCAGCCACUGCCGCACGUCAGCAGCACCUGCCGUGCGCCCGCCGCAUCACGCCCCUGGUAGCGCCCAGCGCCCAGUCACACCACUAGGAGCGCUCACCGAGUGA